AUGUCUGCCGAAGAAGAACCAAACUUUGAUGAACUCAACGACACUGAGGAAGCAAGUCGUCUUGUAAAAUCUUCUCCACCCGUAACUGUUACAUCCUCUCCUCCAACAACACAAAGAAAUGAUAAAUCAUCAAUUCCACCACCUUCAUCAUCAUCGUCUUCCUCCACAACAACAACGACGAUGGUAGGAGCAUCUGCUAGUACUCAUCCAACUCCUGUUGGCAAAUCAUCUUCACCAACAACACCUCCCAAAACACCAUCAUUAAAGCAACCCGUGCAGCAACAAGUGGUGGUGGUAGAUUCUAAGCCUCCUCCACCUCCAAGUAACAUGAUGAUUGGUCCCAACAAAACUGCAACAACAACAACGUUUCCUCCAUUUCCACCUACAAACAGCAAGAUCCUUCAACAACAACAACCAACGACCUCACCUUCCGUAGCAACCACAACACCAUCAUCAUCGGGAGCAACAACUACGACCAGUAGCAGUAGUAACAGUAGCAGUACUGGUACUACCGUUGCAGCCAAUACGACUUCCAGCUCUCAAUCAUCAUCAACCCAUGUUGCAGCCAAUACAACAGACAAGAAGCCUUGGGGAAAACUUGUCCUUGCAAAUACCAAUUAUACAGACAUUCCGAAGGAAUUUUCUCUCACUGAGGACGUCAUUACCAUUGGACGAUUACCCGAUAACAAUGUGAGAAUAUUCUCAAAGCAACAAGCCAAGUUUGUAUCGAGGCAUCAUGCCAAGAUUUAUCGACACGCCGAUGUAACGUUUGAAAUUGAGGAUUUGAAGAGUUUGAAUGGAACGCUUGUGAAUGGUAGAAAAAUCUCAAAAGCAUUUCUCAAACAUGGCGAUUUAAUUAUUAUCACUGGUGGAACCACAGCAACUACGAAUGGUUUUAUUACAUUGGGAGACAAGUCACGACACAAUUUUGCAACCGAGCAAGAAUGGAAGACUGUGUUAGUGGAUCAAUUGAAACAAGCUUUUAUCUACAGGUUUGAAUUGUUGGAUCCUGUUGCCAUCAUGAAGACUUUGAGCAGUGCCAAUUUGAACAAUUUUAAUUCUGUGGGUUCUGUUGAGAAUGGAUCUGUCGAUCAUGUAUUUGUGAAUAGUAGUAGCAGUAGCGGUGGUACUAGUAGCACUGGUGGUGGCAACAAUAGUAAUUCGAACUCAGCGGAUCAGUUGAAGAGAACUUUGGAGACGGCUCAACUUGACUCGGCUUCUACAUCAGCCAAACGAGUGAAAGAAUCUCAUGCAAGUAAUGGAUCUGAGCCAACUGUUCUGCAAACACAAGGUACAGAAUCUGAUACGCAAAAGUUAAAGCUAAUGAAUGACACUUGUCAAACUGAGCUCACAUGUUGCAUUUGUUAUAAUUGGUUUGUGGAACCAACCAUGUUGCAAUGUGGUCACAACUUUUGUAAGAAGUGUCUCUAUGAUUGGCUUGCCAAGAAUCAAUCUUGUCCUCUAUGCAGAAAGAAAAUGUCGAAAGGCUCCUAUCCAAAUCGCCAGCUUGAGGGCAUUUUAAACACUGCCGUAAAGACAAUGCUUUCAGAGGAUGAUCAAUUGUUGAGAGAGGAACGAAUUAAGGCAAUUAAGCAAAAGUUUGACGAAGAUUUGGCAAAACUGUACGGAAUGAUUGAGAAUGCCAAAGUAAAGAAGAUUAAAUUCCUCAACAUUAAGGAUCGAUGGAAGUUGGAAGAAAAGAGAACCUUCAAGAAUGGCGCUAAACAAUAUUUUGGCAAGUGUCGAGAAGUUUUCUGUGAAUUGGUUGGUCUCACAGAAGAUUUUGUUAACAAGUGCAAUAAUGAAGAACUCGUCAUUGCUUGCGACAAUUUAGAAAUUCCAGUAGCCUAUAUUAUUGUAGGUCAGGAGGUGAAGACCAUGAGAAGAGUGAUCGAUUUUGAUCAAACAAGACAGCGACUUCAAGACUUUUGGAAUGCUGAGGAUAACUUAUUUUUCUACUAA
Molecule: messenger RNA, 1962 nt
Organism: Naegleria lovaniensis
Lineage: Eukaryota; Heterolobosea; Eutetramitea; Acrasida; Naegleriidae
Exons: 2
Coding region: 1-1962 (653 amino acids)
Molecular function (GO): protein binding
Source: RefSeq, a predicted model, not a curated record